AAACCAGAUAUAUUUCCAUGCCACAACUGCAAGGUAUAUAUACCCUCGUAAAAGAUUUCGUCACGCUUUCCACACGGAACAAAAAAACAUUUGCGCAUGCGCAUACAUCCACGCUCUUUCGUGCGCUCUAUCCCGGUUAUUUCACCAAGUCUAGUACGACUGUUGCUGAAGUUGGAAAGUUGCGGGCAUCAUGAUGAUUGCAGUUCGUAUUACUGUUGUUGUGUUAGUGCUCAUUUCAGCCUUUGGAGCCAAUGAGAUUGCUAGGAUAGGUGGGGGAGUUGGUGGUGGUAUAGUAGGCCUUGUUAUCAUUGUGGGUAUUUGUCUUACUAUCUAUCACUAUGGGAAACGCUAUCGUAGUUGGAGAGCUGAAAAUGUCCCACUUCUGUCUACUGCUGACACUCCUCCAGUAAAUUCUACUGUACAGCCACUAUUAUGCUGCAAAUUCCGUGGUCACGUGCGCCUAUACUUCAGCCAUCGCACCGUCUCGUCAGCGCGCAUUGUAAUGGCGGAACUCCCGGCAUGCGACGGUAUAGAGAAUGACGCGGUUCAUCUGAAGAGCACAUUGCUGCACACCGGACGGUACGCCACUGUGAGAGAGGCCGACAUCGCUGGAGCGAAAUGCGCAGCCAAAAUCUUCAAUUUCAGUGACGGUGAACGCUCUCCCAGCAGGCAAGAUGACGUGGUCUGUGGAUGCAAGGUAUUAGACACACUACGACACCCGAACCUCGUGUCGUUCCUUGGGAUUACCCAAUCCCCUGACUCUGUACUCCCUGUCCUACUCGUGGAGUAUUUACCCACCACCUUACACCGCUUCCUGUCACCAGCAAAGGCUGAGCAAUCAAUUCCACUAGGCUUGAAAAUCUCCAUCCUCCAAAACGUGGCUUGUGGCCUGGCGUACCUGCACAUCCAGUCACCGCCAAUCCUUCAUGGUCACUUGUCUGCAAAGAAAGUCCUCCUUACUUCAGGAGCAGUGGCCAAGAUAUCGGUGGAUGUAGGGGUCACCGUAUUACCACAGCCUCUUCAAACAUCGCCAUACAUGCCACCAGAAAUCACAGGGGCACAGUCUCCAUGCACAGCGGCUGUCGAUAUCUUCUCCUUUGGCGUUCUUUCCCUCUUUACCCUCACCCAGGACCCUCCAAACAACAUCCUCCCGCAAACAUACACAAAUGAAUCGAAACAGCUCAUAUGUCGCAGCGAAAUUGAGCGUCGCUCCCAGAGCAUGGAGAAAAUCUUCCGUGAGCUUGGGAAGGAGCAUCCUCUGGGGAAACUGAUCACCAGUUGCCUCAAUCAACAACCAGCCUCGCGACUAACUGCUGCCAAUCUGGUGGAAACUCAUUCUCUCUUGUGGCAGGCAGCAGUGUUGAUCCCAGAUCCAUUCCAAGAGAAAACCAAGGUGGACCUGGUACACCACACCCACAACCUUGCAUGUGCACACGUGAGAAUGAGGAGAGAAUUGGAGAGUCACGAUUGCGAACAGAGGGACCAAAUUAGGGGUUUAUUACAGGGAAUGGCCCGACAGAGAGAGAUGCUGCCUACUGAGGAUGGCGAGGAAGAAGACAAGGAGAUGGUGAGCGAACAAGAGAUUGCCUACAUAGCAAACUUUGUGGAGGGGAUCCAAGCUGACAAGCUCGGUCGAGAGCUCGGCAUGUGUGAAUCUACACUUGAAAUCAUCAACUGCGAAUCUGCCAACAGAUGUGACGAGAACAGAAAAAGGGCAAACGUUCUGAGGCAGUGGCUCAGGAACACCAGUUCACCCACAUGGGAAGCUCUGGUUAAGGCACUGGGUUCAAUUGGCCAGAAAAGAGUUGCAGACAUACUCAGGAAUGAUAAAGGUCUGCAGUACUGCACUACCAUAACUGAGCGGGAGAGUAAACAGAGUCAAGCGGAACAGAGGAAGGUGGAGGCAAAGUCUGCAGAUGACGGUAAGGCGGCAGCAGAGCUGAAAUCCCAGCUGGAGAAGGCUAGAAAGAGUCUGGAAAUAGCCCGGUCUAGUCUCUCCGAGGCCAACAGAGAGCUGGAGGAGGCCAACAAGAAAUGCGACAAGCUUCAAGAGACAGUUUCCAACAUGGAGCAAGAGAUGAGGGGUCUCAGAUACGAGCUCAAAGGUGAAGAGCUAUUCAGAAAGGAGUUGGCUGAUGAGAACCUCCAACUAAAGCUCGAAGUGGAACGCUUGAAAAGAAAGUAGAUUACUUCUUUAUUAUUAUACAUAGCAAAUGUUUUUGUUAUUAGUUCUUAUAAAUUCCACAACUCUUGUUGUAUGAGAUGUACUAAACAAUUUGUUCAAGUCCAAUAUUCUAAUGCAUGCAGUUGUGUAUCGUUACAUAAUCAGUUCAAUACAUACCUGCAGAAACAAACAGAGCAUGUUAGCAGUAUGUGACUGUAAUACUGAGAAGCUUACUUUGUGACUGUAGCAGUCCU
Molecule: messenger RNA, 2418 nt
Organism: Geodia barretti
Lineage: Eukaryota; Metazoa; Porifera; Demospongiae; Tetractinellida; Geodiidae
Source: the annotation of a GenBank genome assembly